AUGAUGCACGGCGGCAAGAUCAAAACCAGUAAAUCUGGAAAAGGCAAGGGAUCCGCUGAAACAGCUCCCCUGUUCCUUCGAAAGACAUAUCACAUGAUCGACUCCUGUGAUCCAUCAGUUGGUGGUUGGUGCGAAGAUGGCCUAACUUUUCUGGUCAAAGACACCGAACUUUUCGCUGCGACGAUUAUCCCACAGUUUUUCAAGCACUCAAACUGGUCUUCCUUUGUACGGCAGUUGAAUUUUUAUGGCUUUCGCAAGAUAAAGACCGACCCUCUUCGUAUUCGAGACGCUGUCAAUGAUCUUGAAUCAAAGUUUUGGAGCUUCCGCCAUGAAAACUUCCAACGGGGAAGACCAGAUCUUCUCUUGGAAAUCAAAAAGUCCAACCAUGUUGAAGCUGCUUGCAAGCAAGAGGUGGAGGCGUUGAAGAAAGAAGUUGACGACCUCAAGGCAACUGUUGUCACAAUGAAUCAGGAGAUGGAAAAGAUGGCAGCCUUGGUUGCCACUGUGUUGCAGCAGCAACAGAAGCGCCACACGCCACCUAUGGCACCAAGUGCAGACCACAACAAGAGGAGACGCAUGAACCCUGAGGAAUAUGGUUUUGUGACCCGUCCCUUGAAUACCGUGUCAUCGGGCUUGACAGCUCUUCAGAAAGCCGCGUCUGUGGAAAGAGAUCUGUUUGGUGGAAACGUCACUUUCAAUCCGAUCAGUCUUGAUUCCAAGUCAAGCAGCAGCAGAGGCAAUCUUGGUUUGAACCCUUCCAUACCAUCGUUUACUUCCACGGACGAACAGAUUCUGGGCUCCCUCUUUGCUCUGGAGUCGACGGACAACGUCAGGACAAUCCGGGAACCUACUCGAAAGCCCCAGCAGAACUUUCAAUUCCCGGUUACUCGACGCGGUAGCGACACAGAUCCAGGAGCCCCUGACGAUGCAUUGAUGAAGAAACUCCGUACUUCCAUUGCCGUCCUCCCCAAGAACCUCCAAGAGAUGUUUGUUGAUCGUAUUGUUACUUUCAUGACGAACCCAGAGAGCUUUCGAAGACAAGUCGAUGCAGUAUCGGCCUUGGCCAAUGCUGCGGCCAUCGAGGCCACGAAGCACGUUGGCAGCAACGACUUGAGUGCUGAGCAAUCCAAUGUAUUGGGGUCUGCCGUGUUGGGGGCCGGGUUGGCCAAGUACGGAGUCGCUGAUCAAUUGGCAAGAACGCAAAACGCAACAAUGCCUUCGCAGAUGCCUCAACCUCAUCAAUUGGCCAUAAUGCAAAACACCACCAUGCGCUCUCAGCCGCAGCAGCCACAGAUUGCGUCUGUUCUAAAUAGGGGCCAUUCAUUGUAG
Seminavis robusta is the source of this 1329-nucleotide messenger RNA. The record is from the annotation of a GenBank genome assembly. NCBI's taxonomy places the organism in Eukaryota, Bacillariophyta, Bacillariophyceae, Naviculales, Naviculaceae.